Messenger RNA from Sorghum bicolor (sorghum), 1074 nucleotides. Its product is annotated as putative disease resistance protein RGA3. The record is from RefSeq and is a predicted model, not a curated record. The transcript has a single exon. Bases 1 to 1074 code for a protein of 357 amino acids. Lineage: Eukaryota; Viridiplantae; Streptophyta; Magnoliopsida; Poales; Poaceae. Gene Ontology annotation, molecular function: ADP binding.
AUGGUACUUGAUGUAAAAGAGCUGGUUGUGUUCUUGACGAGCUACCCUCGGCUGUACCGCCAGCCUUAUAGCAUGCACCUACUGCUCAGUAACUGCAUGUUUGGCCGCCAGAUGGAAGCACAUCAUGUUAUUAGCUUCCUGUUGGAUACACAGCCUCGUGGUUCUGAAGAAUUGGAACUCCUGCCAAUUGUUGGUCCAUAUGAAGUUGGAAAGAGCACCCUUGUCUCUCAUGUUUGCAAGGACGAAAGAAUCCGUGAUCAUUUCUCUGAAAUUUUUUUAUUGAGAAGACAUGAGUUUACAAAUUUUGACCAUGCUAAGAUGAGCAAAGGAUGUGCAGCAGAAAACCAAAAUCAUGUGUUGAACUCAAACAAAGAUAGGAGGUUACUUUUUGUUGUUGAAUUAGUUGGCGAUCUUAACGAAGAUACUUGGAAUAAAUGGUGUUGUACUUAUAAACAGCACAUACCAAGGGGUAGUAAAAUUAUAGUCACAAGCCGAUCAGACAAGAUCAUCAAGUUUGGAACAGCACCACCUCUAUAUUUGAAGCACCUGUCCCCUGAAGCCUACUGGUAUUUCUUUAAGACGCUUACGUUUGGAAGCAUGGAUCCUGAAACGCACCCAAGGUUUGCCCAAAUUGCUAUGGAGAUGGCCAGAAUCCUAAGUGGAACCUUCAUUGGUGCAAACAUGAAUGCUUGUUUGCUGAGGGAUAACUUUGACAUCCAAUUUUGGCACAAGGUUGUAGCCUUCAACAGAGGGGUCACCUUGAAGAAUGUCUCAGAAUUUGGUGUGUCUCCAUUCAAUCUUAUACAACAGAAUAGGCCUAUACUUGUUUGGAGGAUGGCCACACCGUCUGAAGAGCUUGUGAGUUAUGGUCAAUCUGAACGCUCUGCAGAGGAGGAGGUUCCAAAGAUAAAUUACCAAGAUGUGUUUUAUGGAAAUGUUAAGGCUCGUGGGAAAAUUGAGAUCCUAUUGUGGAGGUCUCGGAUUCUGCCUUACUAUAGCUAUGUUAACUCUUCUGAGAUCCAAGAGGUAAAAACUGCAGCUGCCAAGAGGAAGCGUUCUAUGAAAAUUGAAUAA